This is a messenger RNA of Acipenser ruthenus (sterlet), 1383 nucleotides long. RefSeq names its product calcium release-activated calcium channel protein 1-like. Gene Ontology annotation, molecular function: store-operated calcium channel activity. The transcript is spliced from 2 exons. Gene Ontology annotation, biological process: store-operated calcium entry. Gene Ontology annotation, cellular component: membrane. NCBI's taxonomy places the organism in Eukaryota, Metazoa, Chordata, Actinopteri, Acipenseriformes, Acipenseridae. Bases 556 to 1368 code for a protein of 270 amino acids. The record is from RefSeq and is a predicted model, not a curated record.
AGACUUGGCAACACUAAUUCGUUUCCUUCCUCUCCGAUUAAUUAUUAUUUUUUGUUUUUAAUUAUUUAUUUUAUUUUUUUUAUUACUUAAACUAGAGCAGAUGUCUGAGGCAGAUGAACCCGGGUGGCGAAUGGCUGUUGGAAAUGAAAGUCAAGGGAGCAGACAAACUGAAACGCGAUUGCGGUCUCUGCCUGAAAACUAACUACAGCUGUGACUAUUAUUAUUAUUAUUAUUAGUAUUAGUAUUAUUAAUAAUAAUAAUAAUAAUAAAGACUACCGGGGUGCACUUUUUUUCAGCAUUCCCUCCUCUAUCUUUUUCGCUAUACGGGUCUGCCCAUCGCCUUUUGUGGUCUAUCCCUGAAAACUAACUACAGAUGUGAUUAUUAUUAUUAUUAUUAUUAUUAUUAUUAUUAUUAUUAUUAUUAAUAAAGAAUACCGGGGUGCACUUUUUUUCACCCUCCCUCCUCUAUCUUUUUCGCUAUACGGGUCUGCCCAUCGCCUUGGACCUGAGCCCUGGAACUGGCCGGUCUGACCGAUUGCGUCCCUCCACGCCCCGAUGCAUCCCGGAGCCGCCUCGUCCAGCGGAGUGACCGGUGAAGCCGAACAGCGUAGCACCGGACCCGGCGCCGCCUCGUCCGACCGAGCCGGCUCAAUAACGACCUACCGGGAUUUCGUAACCAGCACCUACCUGGACCUGAUGAGCGCCAACCAGCACUCCAUUCACGCCUUGAACUGGAGGCGGCUGUACCUCAGCCGGGCGAAGCUGAAAGCCUCCAGCCGGACAUCAGCUCUCCUCUCCGGGUUUGCUAUGGUGGCCAUGGUGGAAGUGCAGCUGGACAACGACUAUGAUUACCCCAGCGGCCUCCUCAUGGCGUUCAGCGUGUGCACGACGGUGCUGGUGGCCGUCCACCUCUUCGCCCUGAUGGUCAGCACCUGCAUCCUCCCCCACAUCGAAGCGGUCAGCAACAUCCACAACCUGAACUCCGUGUGCGAGUCGCCCCACGAGCGCAUGCACUGCUACAUCGAGCUGGCCUGGGGCUUCUCCACCGCCCUGGGCAUCCUCCUGUUCCUGGCCGAGGUGGUGCUCUUGUGCUGGGUCAAGUUCAUGCCCUUAGGGGCCCCCCCCCCACCAGCCAGCCAGAACGGGACCCCCCCCUACACCGUGGUGGGCUCUGGAACUGGCUGGAACGUGGCUCUGGUGUCCACUGUGAUCAUGGUCCCAGUGGGUUUUGUGUUCGUGGCUUUCGCCCUUCAUUUUUACCGGUCGCUGGUGGGGCACAAGACUGACCGUCACAGGCAGGAGAUCGACGUGCUGAACCAGAUCAAGAGUCAGCUGGACGGGGCAGAUACUGGAGUGCAUGAUGUGUGAGAGGGGGAGAGGGGA